GCCCAUGGAAAAACAACCUGGACAUCAUGUUCGGCAAAAUAUCUGCGCUACACGCAAGGCAUAUAGAGAAGGGAGGCGUGACACGGCAAUCAAGGUAUAUACCGUUCAUCAAGAGUCCAAAUACCUGUUGGUACAGGGCAUCCCAGCGGUCGGAGCAAGUCGGGAGCUGAUCAAGUUAUUUGCUUUAUACGGAGCCAUUGACGAGUAUCGAAUACUUGAUGAGUACCCUGCAGCCGAUCAAUUCACUGAAGUUUACUGGGUGAAGUUUCAGAAGAUUCAGGCAGCCAGGGUUGCCAAGAGAAAAAUGGAUGAUUUUUCCUUCUUUGGUGGUGUCCUGCAUGUGUGUUAUGCUCCGGAAUAUGAGACAGUCGAAGAAUGCAGGCAGAAGCUGUUGGAUCGGAGAAAAGCAGUUGCAGCAAGAAUACGAAAACUCAAGGAAGAAGAUGAAGAAGAACAGGAGAUAUUGCCAGACGCCCAAUCGACGUCCAACGAAAUGGAAACUGCUAGCUUUGCCAUUUCUAUAAAGUCUGAUUCUCAGAUUGUGGAUGUCUCUACCUGUAGAUCAUCAAAUACUUCACAUACUCCUACUACAACCAAUUCUCAUGCACAAUUUCAGCAUCAAAUUCGUGGUGAAAAUACUCAUGAUAACACUAAUACUCAUGAUAACAGAAACACUGGUGGAUUUGGACAUCCCUGGGGUGGUCCACAUCACCAGAACUACCAAGGUUACAACCAUCCAGUGCCACAGCAUCCCUUGGCAAAUCCAUACACAACUCCGGUUUGGCACAGUCAAGGUCAAAGGUCACAGUUUGACCAUGCUCGGGUUCCGUCAGCUCAUGCAACACUACCUCUUGGGUUUAAUCCUUACCCAGAAUCCUCAGCAUUGCAUAACAAUUACCAUAACCGAUUGGUGGAAAAAUCUAAUUCUGAACGUGUGUCGGAGAAUUCUAAGGAGAAAAAGUCUGAAGCAAAUGUAAUGAGGAAUGAAAGGAUUGUCAAUGGGGUUGUUGUGCGAGACUAUGACAAAAAAGUGAAGCAGGCUCCAAAAUUUAUACCCCGUCAGACAGUAACUAAAAAACGGAAUGUGAAUAUGGACACGGAUGGGGUUACAGUUCCCGUGAAGAAGUCUAAAAUAAACUUUGUAUCAGAUGGCACAGAUGUCAGCAAAAAUUCCAAGGAGGUUUCUGUUGUAAAGAGAGAUAAACUUGAUGAGGAAUUGAAACGGAAUGCGUUUGUGCUUGGGCCGGUGGCAGGACCUUGUGGAGUACCUCCUGAUGUAAAGCUGAUGAAAACUGUCAAGUUGAGCGAGGAAGCUUCAAUAGAGAAAACUCGAGCAGAGAUCAGAGAGAAAUUGAAAAAGUUCUCUGCCAUUGCCAUUCCAAGACAAGUGCUCAAAAAGAAAUCAACAAAGGAUGGAAGAAAGUUUGUUCAAGGGUCAGGCAAACCUGCUGCCAGAGGAAAAGGACCAUAGGAUCAUUCAGAAAGGGCUUAAAAAACAUUGUUUUGACUGAUAAUAUGAUGGAUUGAAUAAAAAAAAAAAGAUGACACUGGGUAAUUGUUCUUAAGUUCCAGAUUGGUUGUGAUUGAAAUUUCUUCCAUUCUUGGAAACAGAUUUGUUGUAGUCUCUCCCUUCUAUAGAAUCCCUCAAUUGAUCAUCGGAUAGGCAUCUUUGAUCCACAUCCU
Molecule: messenger RNA, 1683 nt
Organism: Lineus longissimus
Lineage: Eukaryota; Metazoa; Nemertea; Pilidiophora; Heteronemertea; Lineidae
Exons: 5
Coding region: 5-1471 (488 amino acids)
Cellular component (GO): nucleoplasm
Molecular function (GO): RNA binding
Source: RefSeq, a predicted model, not a curated record